Molecule: messenger RNA, 757 nt
Organism: Osmerus eperlanus (European smelt)
Lineage: Eukaryota; Metazoa; Chordata; Actinopteri; Osmeriformes; Osmeridae
Product: gastrotropin-like
Exons: 4
Coding region: 221-610 (129 amino acids)
Biological process (GO): fatty acid transport
Cellular component (GO): nucleus; cytosol
Molecular function (GO): fatty acid binding
Source: RefSeq, a predicted model, not a curated record
GCAGGACAGAUUAAUACCAGUUGUUAUUGCUCCUGGCCUGGAUUUUUGUUUAAGCAUUUGUGUGUUUUAGGAGGGGAGGGUAGGAGCUGGUUGGGGCUGGGUGCUUCUACUAGAGAAGUCAGGAGGUAUAAAACAUGCAGACAACCACAGUUCUGCACCAGUCUGCUGAGACACAUUGAGCUCCUCAUCUUGUCCUCCGACAAAGCUCCUCUAAUCAGCCAUGUCCUUCACCGGGAAAUACCAGAUGGUGAGAAAGGAGAACUUUGAUGAGUAUAUGCAACUGCAUGGACUCAAUAAUGACCUCGUCAAGAAGGGUAUUGACGACAUGUGGGUGACCGAGAUCAACCAGAAUGAUGACUUCACCUUGACCAAACAGUUCAAGAACCGCAGCUGGACAAACACCUUCACUGUCGGGGAGCACUGUGAGCUGACGUCUGUCAACGGUGUCAAGUUCAUGACCACCCCCACCAUCGAAGAAGGGAAGCUGAAGAUCCAGUAUCCUCUCUAUCUUUACACCGCUGAAGUGAAUGGUGACGAGCUGAUUGAGACCAAUACAAUCUUCACCAAGAAAGGAAGUUCUAUCUGUUACUACUACAGCAAGAGGAUCUGAGUCUUAAGGGCAGCCAGGCCCUUCUGCAUUGGGUUGACAUGCUAUAUAUUCAUCCUGCCACUAGGGGCAGUGUGAACAUGUCCCUCUGUGUUCCUCAGUAACCAAGCUGUCUAGUAAAAGCAAGAGAAAUAAAGUUUUCCUGGUAUA